AUGCUACACUUACUGAACUUGAAUCAAAUAUUAUUACAAGCUCUAUAAAAUAUACUUCUCAGCCUUAACGUUUACUUGAAGUAUAUCAUUUUCAUUAAUUGCAAUUAGGAUCUGACAUAAUCAAUCACUGAUUUCAAAGCUAAAUAUUAUGAAUCAUUACACAACUUAAUGUCAUUUUUUGGAUAGCUCAGUAAUGGGCAUGAUAUCAUUUUAGCAACUUAAUACCUAGAAACACAUCUUAAGAAAUAUAAAUAAUAAUAAAUUUUUAUUCAAAUGAAGAAUAUUUUAAAUCUUAAAUUAAAGGCACUCCUAGAAACAUUUCCUAGAGAUAAUAAUCAAAAACUAGAAGUAUUAAACUAAAUCACAUCAUUAAAAGAUUCUUUAAUGAAAAUUGAAUCAACCCUAUUUGAAUAAAAACAAUUACUAUCCCCUUCAUAAUAAUAUUUUAUUACACCACACCCUAAAAAAGGCUUUAUUUAAACAUCAUCCAAAAAUACCUUAACUCCUAAUUUAAGUGAUGAGGCUGAAAUGAGAGGAAAGGGUGUUUUCAUAACCCCAGAAAAUAGAUAAUAACAACCAAGUUAAUUUGAUCAUUCACAUUAAUAAUAUUCUUCCACUGAAAGUUAUUCUAAAAUCUAGAAUAAAACAUUAAAUUCAUUUGACAAAGAACAAUCAGAAAAUAAAUAAGAUUUAUUAAGUCCUAUGUUUGGAUUCUAAGAAUAGCCUUGUUAAUCGACUUAAUUCUUCCAAGAUGACAUCAUAAAUAAAUUACUCUAUUAAAAUUAUUUAGACUAAAACGUUGCUGAUAUCUAAAUAGAUAAUCAUUAAUAAGGAUAAACUCCAAAUAUUCUUCAAUAGUUCUAAUAAACCUUUUAAGAAAUAGAUUCAUUGUAAACUACAAGAACAGAAUAAUAGGAUAAUCCUUUAGAAAGCGAAAGUUUACAAAAAAUCAGGAAUUAAUCAGUUGAACCAAAUAUUAGAGAAAAUUCCAUAUCUCCAAAUGGAAAGAGGCUAAUUCAAACUUCAAAUUCUAAAGAAUCCUUUUCAAGAUGUAAAUCUACCUUAGACACAACCAAUCUGCUUUAAAGAUUAAAUUAAGUUGAAGUACCAAAAAAAAUCAAUAUUAUGAGUAAAUCAAAUAAGGAAAAUUAAUCACAAAUUAAUUCAAAAUAAUUGAAAUAGAGUAAACCUGUAAGUUUCUAAAAACAAAAAGGUCUUGUAACUACGAAAGCGUAAUCAUAAUAAAACUUAAUAAAGAAAUCAAAAUCAAACUGA
Paramecium tetraurelia is the source of this 1275-nucleotide messenger RNA. RefSeq lists its product as uncharacterized. Lineage: Eukaryota; Ciliophora; Oligohymenophorea; Peniculida; Parameciidae. The transcript is spliced from 2 exons. The record is from RefSeq and is a predicted model, not a curated record.